CUCGUGCAUUCGGUUUAUUUAUCGGGUCCGCGCUUCAUCCCUGUCUGGGGCGGACUUAGAGUUAUGAUAGAGUACAGCAGACACCGCCUUUGAAAAUGUUAGCUAGUGAACAAAACAAGCAUCGCACAGAUGACAGUUGAUGACCGUUACUACGUACAAGAAAUGAUGGCUGUUGUAGGAGGUGUUGUGUUUAGCCUAGCAUGAAUAAUUAGUAAAUAAAGGUGAUAAAACAGAGGUUUGGCAUAAAUGAAACCACUGGACUCAGAUGAGGAGGAGGUGGAGCAGCUCGAUGCUUAUCAAAAGGACCUGAGACAACGGGCCAAUCAGAGCAUCCAGCAGCUGAGCAGUGCUCUGGAGCAGCUGAUCCCUGACGAAGAGGAGGCUGAAUGCAGCCCCACAGCUGAAGAUGACAAGGCUUCAUGGAGCCAGAAAACACAGAGUGAAGCAGUCAAUCAGCUAAAGAGCCUUCUCCUGAAGCAGUGCAAAGAAAUGCCUGCUCCUCUCUCUCCAUCAAAGAAACACUCUCCAUCUAAGAGAGUACAGCAUGAGGGGCAGUCCAGUUUGCCUGCAUUUCAAGAUUUGGUCCCAAUGGUUCACAACCAGUCAGAGUACAUCCAACACCUGGAAGCUGAAGUGAAAUUCUGCAAGGAGGAGCUGCAGGGGAUGAAGCAGCGUGUCAGAGUCGUGGUGGUUGAGAAUGAAAAGCUGAGCUCUGAACUGAAAUCAAGAGCAGCUGAUGACUCUCAAGAUUACACUAUUCAAAACUCAAUGGUAUUGUCUGCCAAUGGCCAAAUGCAACAGAAAUCAGAGCAUUACAAAUGGAAAAAUGAACUGGAUCGACUGAAGGUGAUCUAUCAGGCUCAGAUUGAAAGCUUGGAGACUCAGGUCAUCUCCCUCAGGAAGGACUUGUCAGUCAGUCAGAGGGAAUGUGAAGAAGUGAAGGUUCGGCUGAAACACAAAGAGAAGCAGGUUGUAGAUGCAGUGAAAGCUGAUGGCGUCCCCCGUGUGGCAGGAUUAUGUCUGAAGUGUGCCCAGCAUGAAGCGGUCUUGGCAGGCACUCACACAAAUGUGCACGUCCAAGCUAUUGAGAGACUCACCAAGGAGCGUGAUGAGUUGCUAGUGGCUCUGCGUGCUGUGCGAACCAGUCAUCAAGAGGCCCAGCAGAGGGAAUGGACAGCCUGUCUUCAGGUCAAACAGGCUGCGGAAAUGGCAGAAGAGGCAAACCUACACAAAGCAAGGGUGGAAGUACACUGUGAACAGUUGAGCAGGGAGCUGUCUCGACUGAGGGAACAACAAGAAAAGGAAGCGCAAGUCUUAAAGGAGAGACUCAGCCAAGCCAGAGAUGAGGGCCGGACCGAGUCCCGCAAACACAAAGAACAGCUGGCGCACACAGUGUCCAACCUUUCCCAGCGUGUGGCAGAGUUGGAAGGGCAGCUAGACAGAGCUAACAGAGACAAGACCUCACUGACCAAUCAGCUGGAUGAUACUGUGCACAGAUUAACUACUCAGGAACAAGACAGUACCAAGAUUCUUGUGGAUCUGCGAUACCAGCUAAGCCAGGCCCAACUGAAGAAAGAAGAGGCAGAGAGAGAACUCCGAGAACUCACCACCAAGACCAAGAGGCAGAUAGAAAAGGCUGCACAGGAAGUGGAAAGGCUGAGCUCAGAGCUGGUUGGCUGUCGGCAGCAUCUGGAGGCGGUCCAAAAGGACGGGAGCCAAUGGCAGUCCGAAGCCCUGAGCCUAGCAGAACAGCUGGCAAAUGCCCAGCGCCAACUGCACCUCACCAGGUAUGAUAGGAAAGUGCAGAUUCGGGCUCAUGAGGAACAAAUGGCUUCCACAACCCUCUCAGCGCGGGAAAGGGAGCGAGAGCUGGCUGCACUGCUGGAGCAAACAGAGGCGAAACACCAGCAGAGAGUAGCAGAGCUGGAUGGUUUGCUGAGUUCCCAGACCCUGAUAAGGAAGCUGAAGGAGGAAUGCUGCACACUGGGAGCCGCACUGGAAGAACGGACAGAAAACAGCAGGAGUGAACUGGAGCAGCUGGCUCUGGAGAAACAACACUUAGAGGACACGGUGAAGAGUCUGAGAACGCGCUGCUCCAACAUGGAGGAACAGUGUGUGCAGCACGGCCGCAUGCACCAGCGCAUGAAGGACAGGCUGCAGCAGUUGGACCGUCACUGUCAGAGCAGCGCCCAGCAGGUGUGUGAGCUGCUGGCCAAACAGAACCAGCUGAUGCAGGAGAGAAACACACUCACUGAGGAGAUGCAGAACCUACGCAUCGAGCUCCCCAACACCAGACAAGUCAACAGUCGGACCACAUGAGUCCGUCCUGCCUGCCUCCUCCUCUUCCUCCUCUUCAUCAUCACUACUCCUCUCCUGUCAACCAGAACAAAACAAAACCAGUUACUUAAGGAGGUAAACGUGUCUGUUCAUGUGUUUACAUAUUUCCCAAGUGCUGAAAAGCUGGUUUUAAUUUUUAUAUAUUGCUGUUACUGUAAUUGUAGUGAUGUUUUUAGUUUCUAUUAUCCAUAUUUUUCAGUGGAUUAGCAUUUAUUUUUUCAUAAAUCAAUUCAUUACAAAACCUGAGCUCUAAUAACCUUAAAAGAUGAAACAGUUAUUUAUUUUGAUAGUUUUCAUACAGAAAAAUUAAAGUGUAUUUGAAACAUCUGAACAACUUUUUUUUUUUUUUUUUUAAAUCUGUUGAACACAAAAAAUAACUUUCUUACACUUCAGUGCAUUAAUAUUUUUAGGAUUGAUUUUAUGUUUUGUUGAAACUGAAGGACAUUUUGUUUAAAAUCAAACAUUAAACACUGAAAUGUAAAAAAAAAAAAAAAAAAAAAAAUACUGUGUAAACGCUCAGGUCGACUAUCCAAAUAAAAUGGUACUAAUAAAACACUUUGUUUUUUAUGCUAAAUUGUUCAUUUUUUUUCUGUUUGUCAUAAAAGAAACAAAAGUCACCAUACCACAGCAGAUUGACAUAGUGCUUUAUUGAAGCUGUCUGUAAGAAGGAAAAUAAUGUGCAUCCCUAUCAUAUACAUUUCAUGUGUAAAAAUACUAAGGAUGUACAGUGUAAAAAACAGCUUCAUGUUGAUGGUAUUUUGUUGUUUUCACAUCCUCGUGGCCUCACUGGCCAGCAGCACUGCAUCCUGACAGCAUGAGGGACAGAAAAAGGCUGUUUGAUCUGCUUUUCUGUGACUCUUUGCGGAUCCGCUGGGUUUCCCAACACUGUCUCAGAGUCAACAUCAUCUCUGCUCCACUGACUUCAGUAUUACAGCGCUUUUGGGAAACAUGGCCUGCUCUGAACAGCUGGCGGCUGUCCAGAGAAGGCUCACACAACUGUAAAGCUACAGUAGAUGGACGUGGACAUGAAAUUAAAAAUCAGAUACACUCGGUAAUAUUUUUUUUACAUUUGCCGUUUUUCUUUGCUCGUUGUAAAUAAAUGCAUCUCAUGCUUGUUGGUGUUAUUAAUGAUAAUAGACGAGUACCAGAGAGAGAACAGAGGGGGAGGGAUCCUGUCGCAGACAUGAGGUCAAAUAUUUUCAGAAAUCCUUCCAAAUACUCGAGCCGUUCACUUAUUAUCUGCAGUAAACGCCAGGCGGAGCACUGUUUGUGAUUUCUGGCUGAUGCCGUCGGUUCAUUAACAACAGGCGAGUUUUAUACAGAGCAGCUGAGGUCUUUGAAAGGUUUGAACAUAUUUAAAUACUACUGGAGUCAGAUCUGUUGAGUGAUAGAUGUGUAGUACAAACAGCAGCAGCUUAGGAGUGAACGCCGUCGGUGCAGCGUCAGACGUACAAGUCGAGGGAACUAGUAAAGCUGUACUGAGGCUGGAACUGAAUUUCAGCUCCACCUCGGUUUGUUCAUAAAAAGAGUUCUCCUGUACUCCAGAGUGCCCACGGCUAAUUCACAGCCCUAGUUUUUAAGACGCAACCCACAUUGAUGAAGAUUACUAAGCCCCGCCUUCUCCACUACCAGUAAAUACAGGACACAUUUGCUUCCUGUGACCUCUGACCCUUGACUCAGAUAGGGCCUGGAAAGCAGCUGCUUUUUUUUUCUGUGAAGGAGAGUUGAAGGAAUAGUUUUGAAAGCAAAAGGAGUCGGUGACAUUAGUGAAGCUGCAAGGGGAGUUUUCUUCUUCCCUUCAAACAUUCACAGACUGACCAAUUUACUGAAAAUUCCCAGUGAGUGUGAUUCGCAGCCCACUCCACAUUUGACUUAUUUUUGCCUGAGCCCGGACAUUUGUGGCAUAUGGGACGUAGUCAUCCAGGUUUUUGACAGCUCACGUCGGAGCAACAUCAAAGCUAACAGUGGUAUGUGGAGGGGAGAUGUGCUUUCAAAUUCUCAUUUUCUUAAAAACAUAAAAAAAGCUCAAAUGUUCCUUUAAAGCAGGGCUGAAUCAGAUUCCUCUGAAUCCUAUAAAAAGUGGUGGAUGAGGAAAGUGCUGUGGCCAAAGCUACAAAGCGGUGUUUUAUGAACUCUGGUUUCUAAUGAUUUUGGCGUUAAGCGUGCACAUACAGCUAGAACUCCUCAGUUGCUCGUGGACCUGGGUCAAAUCAAAGCUGAAAUCCUUCCAAAUACUCUUGAGCGUUUGCUUGAGCCUGUCGAGGACGCCAGCUGGGUGGGAUUUGUACUCAUUUUUGAACUAUUCGACUGCUUCAGCGGUGCCAGACAGGCUCAAUUGAUCAAUGGCAGAAAAGUAUUUUUCAUAAGACUUCUGAGUGCCACGUUGACUCAGGACUGACAGUGUGGACAGAGGAGGACUACAGCAUGCAGGCCGGCGCCAUCCUUUUAUUCUUUCUGCCAUAAAGCGUCUUUGCUAGCUAAGAGCAAUUGAACGGAUGUGCAAGAAUAAAGCGUAUGGAAUUAAGAGCAGCGGAAAAUUAGGUAAUGUGUCAUAUUAGAAUAUUUGUAAAGAAAAAAAGAGGAGGCAUUUAUUUUUCAGAACAAAAUCUCUGAAGACUGCAGAAUAAAACACAACUACACCCCCUUAAUCCUAAACUCCAAAACAAUGACAACAAAUAAAUUAAAUAGAAAAGAAAAUUCAAGUUAUCCAUCAAUAAUUAUAAUAAAACAUUCAAAUAAAUAUAUUGGAAUGCAAUUUUCUAUUCCUAAUAAGAGCACAUCCCCUUGUACUCUAAUUCAUGUCAUGUGACAUCUUCCUUCCAAGGACAUGAACACAUAUUGUUUAUUUGGAUAUGAAUUUGAAGGAAAAUAACUGGCAAAAAUGUUGAUUUUGAAGUCGUGGAUGUAGGAGUUUUUGACUUAUUCAGAGCUAAACCAUAAGGCUCACUCGGCGGCUGAAGACAGAGAAAACUGAGGGGAUUGAAAUGUUGUUGGUCAGACUGGAAGACAUGACGACUGAACAACCACAAACAAGGUCCAGACCAGAGAGAUGACAGCACACUUUAAAGACGGAGACGCUUUUGGGUGGUUUACACUGGUUUUUACCUUUAAAUGGAUGUAAUGUCUUCUUUUAUCUAAAAUCCUCUGAACUGACAUGGACUGGCUCCUCUGCACCGCCUUUCAAGCUGACAUUUCAUGUUUCCAACACUUUGUAAAACUUCUCCACCGCUCUAUCUGGACACACUUACUUAAACAGUAGCAUUUACAGCUUCAUUACUGAGUGUUUUUUUUCUCUUUACCACUGUAGAUUAAAACUUCUACACUGCACUUCUGUUCUUUCUGCUCGACUUUCACCUCACCUUUCAAUCUGAACUCUGCCUUCACCUGCACACACACCUGUGAUUCCAUAAAACUAUGGGUGAGAUGAUCGCUUACAGCUGGACGAGUCUGAGUAAAAAUAAUAACAAUAACCCUCCGGGUCAGAUUCCUCUUUUCAAAUGUUUUCUUUCAUCUUCUGUCUUUAAUGUGUGCCGUCACCUCGUCAUUGUCACAUUUUGGUCACAAAACAACACAAAAACAAACCAACAUCGUUAACACAAACAAUGGAGCAGGAAGGCUAUCUGCUUUCCCUCCUACAUUCUUAAGCCAUUUUUUUUCUUGAGGUGCCAUUUUUUUCACUCAGCCCUAAGAAAUAACAAUAUUUUUUUUUUUUAUAGAAUAAUGUAACAAUAGAAAAAGUUAAAUAUAAAACCAAUAAGUAGAACAAUAAAUAGAACAUAUAUAUUAUAGCAAUUGCUGUGAUUGGUGUAAACCCAUAACUGUUGAUGCAUACCUCAACAUGGACCAUAAUGUCUUUUUUUUUUUAAACUCUUAAUAAACCCAAAACCCUUAAUAAGAAAACCCACAGGAAACA
Molecule: messenger RNA, 6250 nt
Organism: Sphaeramia orbicularis (orbiculate cardinalfish)
Lineage: Eukaryota; Metazoa; Chordata; Actinopteri; Kurtiformes; Apogonidae
Gene: sdccag8
Product: SHH signaling and ciliogenesis regulator sdccag8
Biological process (GO): establishment of cell polarity; neuron migration; tube formation
Cellular component (GO): centrosome; centriole
Source: RefSeq, a predicted model, not a curated record